Molecule: messenger RNA, 1311 nt
Organism: Trichosporon asahii var. asahii CBS 2479
Lineage: Eukaryota; Fungi; Basidiomycota; Tremellomycetes; Trichosporonales; Trichosporonaceae
Exons: 5
Coding region: 1-1311 (436 amino acids)
Source: RefSeq, a predicted model, not a curated record
AUGCAAGCACGCGGCCCCCUGGCCCCUGGAAGGCAGAAGAGGCGAAAGGGUUUCAGGACUCCUGGAGAGCCCGCGACCGAGCCUGACAGCGCUGCACUGACGCCUCUGGAUCUUGUCCGCUCACACAUUCUCCUCGUCACCCUUCAUACCAAGUCUGUGAGCAGUAUUGGCGGCCUCCUGCUACACGUGUUCCCAGAACGCACCGCUAGAGUCCAUCGAUCUGAUCUGGCUGGAGUCGUCGCGAAGAAUGUUCCCCAUCGCAGCAUCCAUGCGCGCGAUACGGGCUCUGUGAAGACCCUGAAUGGCAACGCUGAGGCUGGCCUUAGCUGCACUGGCUCGUUAUACACCGGUCAGAGCGUGGAAGGGAUAUCUGAAAGCGACGGCGAGACCCUCGGAGAUCGUUUGAAAUUGGUACAGGCCAAGCCAGGGGGGGCGCCUGGCCGCCAGGAAGAGAUAACGGAAAGGAAACCCGAGUUAGGAGGCCGAGUAGUCGCCGACCAUGGGCCCGCGUAUCGUGGGUUGGAAGUUCCGGGACGCUGCAUGCACAGGAAAGCGCUAUGUCUAUUACGCAUGAAGCUGCAUAGGCGAUCAGACAUUGAAUCUUCUGAGCAGGACACUUCCCUCGUCCAGUCCCUUCGAUUCCCUCACGGCGCCGCGCCUCUCGUCGACCGCCCUUUGCAGAGUGCGUCAAGAGACCCGGGACCAAAGCGCAUCGCCCCGCGCGGGCUCAUCAAUGUCCUCGGCCUCGUCUGUCCUUGUAUCAACGUAUCCAUCCAUGACGUUUCCAUGCUCUCCGCUACACCCAGUACCACCACCGCUUCUCACUUCGACGUCCUCCCGCCACCACAAUCCCGCAGCCUGACCAUAUCUGGGGAGCUUCCCGUCAACAGCCGGGCCGCCUGGGCGACUCAGUGGCCAACACCGGACAAUACUGCAGCACCUUCCCAUACGCUGAUCCCAGGCGCUGGCAACUCCGCCCAGAGGUUUUGCCAAGGCACAAGAGUCGGGCUAUCGUUUGCGCAACGAUGCAGACUGGAAGCUCCUGGCCCUCAUGAACACGCUCAAUGCGACCAUACCCGCGGGCAGUGGUCCUCAAGCCAAGUUGAUCCGCGUCCUGUUUGGCAUGCUGCCCAACCAAAUCACCAAGGACAUCGCCCAAGCAUACAAAAGGACCCCGCUGUCGAGCAGAUCAUCGCUUUCAACCGGUCGUGGUCUAGUCAUCAGACCUACGUCCGGCGUCUUGAGGCCAGAAACGAGGAGAUGGAGUCGGAUCUCGACGCCAUGAGGGUUAGCCAAGAGUUGUCGGAGUAG